Dama dama (fallow deer) is the source of this 4247-nucleotide messenger RNA. RefSeq names its product EH domain binding protein 1 (gene EHBP1). The record is from RefSeq and is a predicted model, not a curated record. Lineage: Eukaryota; Metazoa; Chordata; Mammalia; Artiodactyla; Cervidae. The transcript is spliced from 24 exons. Gene Ontology annotation, molecular function: protein binding. The coding region runs from base 521 to 4114 and encodes 1197 amino acids.
UACUGCGUCCGGGAGGGGGCGGGCGUGAGGCGCGCUGUCCGCCUGAGGGGCUGCAGACCCCGGCUCCCGGGAGCGCCGCUGCUGGCUCGGCUGUUCCAUGUGGCUCCGGCGGGGAUGGAGGACUCGGUGGCGGCGGCGGCGGCUUCUGCUGCGGCGGCGACGGAGGAGCGGCGCUGAGGAGGGAACCGGGCCAGACUCAGCCCGACAGCGGGAUUAGAGUCCUCCAGAAUACAUAUCAUAUAGACCCGAGGUGGAAUGGUGAUGUCUCCAUGAGGGAGCCUCCUCUCACUCAUCCUGUCAUGUGUGUGAUACUCUUCUUGACUGGGCCAUUCAUCUAGGAUGGGAUUUACCCUGUGAAACAGGGAGAAGACUUUAUGGACCCCAAACAUCAUUUCAAGUUGUAGUUGAGUUUUUUAAAGUACAGACAUACAUGCAAAGCUCCUUUGCUUUGGACCUUCUGCUUUGUUAAAGCUGCUAGUGUUGCUCACCCAGAACUGCUCCACUGUUUUGACUGAUCAUCAUGGCUUCAGUUUGGAAGAGACUACAGCGUGUGGGAAAACACGCAUCCAAGUUCCAGUUUGUGGCCUCCUACCAGGAACUGAUGGUUGAAUGUACCAAGAAAUGGCAACCAGAUAAACUGGUGGUAGUUUGGACAAGAAGAAGCCGAAGGAAGUCUUCCAAGGCUCAUAGCUGGCAGCCUGGAAUAAAAAAUCCAUACCGUGGUGUUGUCGUAUGGCCUGUUCCUGAAAACAUUGAAAUCACUGUGACACUUUUUAAGGAUCCUCAUGCAGAGGAAUUUGAAGAUAAAGAGUGGACAUUUGUCAUAGAAAAUGAGUCCCCUUCUGGUCGAAGAAAAGCUCUUGCCACCACCAGCAUCAACAUGAAACAGUAUGCAAGCCCAAUGCCAACACAGACUGAUGUCAAAUUAAAAUUCAAGCCAUUGUCUAAAAAAGUUGUAUCUGCCACUCUUCAGUUUUCAUUAUCUUGCAUUUUCCUUCGGGAAGGAAAAGCCACGGAUGAAGACAUGCAAAGUUUGGCUAGUUUGAUGAGUAUGAAGCAAGCUGACAUUGGCAAUCUAGAUGACUUUGAGGAAGAUAAUGAAGAUGAUGAUGAGAACCGAGUGAAUCAAGAGGAAAAGGCAGCGAAAAUUACUGAGCUUAUCAACAAACUUAACUUUUUGGAUGAAGCAGAAAAGGACUUGGCCACUGUGAAUUUAAAUCCGUUUGGUGAUCCUGAUGUAGCAGAAUUAAACCCGUUUGGAGAUCCUGAUUCAGAAGAACAAAUCACUGAAACAAUUUCACCUAAAAAACCAGAAGAAUCCUUUUAUAGUAACAGCUAUAAUCCCUUUAAAGAGGUACAGACUCCACAGUAUUUGAACCCAUUUGAUGAGCCAGAAACCUUUGUAACUGUAAAGGAUUCUCCACCCCAGUCUACAAAAAGAAAAAAUAUAAGACCAGUGGACAUGAGCAAGUAUCUCUAUGCUGAUAGCUCUAAAGCUGAAGAAGAAGAAUUGGAUGAAUCAAAUCCUUUUUAUGAACCUAAACCAACUCCUCCUCCAAACAAUUUGCUAAGUCCAGUUCAAGAACUGGAAACUGAAAGGCGAGUAAAAAGAAAAGCCCCAGCCCCACCAGCCAUCUCACCAAAGACGGGAGGAGUAAAUGAAAACACAGGUGUUUCUGCAGGAAGAGAUUUCUCCACUUCUCCUAAGCCGAGUCCUAUACCGAGUCCUGUUUUGGGACGAAAGCCGAAUGCCAGUCAGUCGUUACUUGUAUGGUGCAAAGAAGUUACAAAAAACUAUCGGGGAGUGAAAAUCACCAAUUUUACUACAUCGUGGAGGAAUGGUUUAUCUUUUUGUGCAAUAUUACAUCACUUUAGACCAGAUUUAAUUGACUACAAGUCUCUGAAUCCUCAAGACAUUAAAGAGAACAACAAAAAGGCAUAUGAUGGGUUUGCCAGCAUUGGAAUUUCGCGACUACUGGAACCUUCUGAUAUGGUUUUAUUAGCAAUUCCUGACAAACUGACUGUUAUGACCUAUCUCUAUCAAAUAAGGGCACAUUUCAGUGGCCAAGAGCUAAAUGUUGUUCAAAUAGAAGAAAACAGCAGUAAAAGCACGUAUAAGGUUGGAAACUAUGAAACGGACACAAAUAGUUCUGUUGACCAGGAAAAAUUCUAUGCAGAGCUUAGUGACCUGAAACGGGAGCCUCCACUGCAGCAGCCUCCCAGUGGAGUGGUUGACUUCACAUCCCAGGAUGAGUCUGUAUUUGUAAAUGAUAGUGGAGUUGGAGAGUCAGAAAGUGAACAUCAGACUCCUGAUGAUCACCUUAGUCCAAACACAGCUUCUCCACACUGUCGCAGGACUAAAAGUGACACAGAACCCCAGAAGUCCCAGCAGAGCUCGGGAAGGACUUCAGGAUCCGAUGACCCUGGAAUAUGUUACAAUACAGAUUCAAACCACGCACAAGUUUCGUUGGGCAAGAAGAGACUAUUGAAAACAGAGACUUUAGAAUUAAGUGACUUAUACGUCAGUGAUAAGAAGAAAGAUGUGUCUCCACCCUUUAUUUGCGAGGAGUCAGAUGAACAAAAGCUUCAGAAUCUAGACAUCAGUGGUACUUUGGAGCAAGAAAAAUUAGAUAAUUCCAGACCCUUAGAAUGCAGAUCAGAUCCUGAAUCACCUGUCAAAAAACCAAGUUUAUCUCCCACUUCUAAACUUGGAUACCUGUACAAUAGAGAUGCAGACCUUGCAAAGAAAAAACGUACUUCCCUGAGGCAGACAGAGUCUGAUUCAGAUGCUGAUAGACCCACCUUAAAUCAUGCAGAUCAUUCUGCAAAAACAGUCCAGCAUCGAAUGUUAUCCAGGCAAGAAGAACUCAAAGAAAGAGCAAGAGUUCUGCUUGAGCAAGCAAGAAGAGAUGCAGCUUUAAAGGCAGGGAACAAGCAGCAUACCAACGCAGCCACACCACUCUGCAACAGGCAGCUAAGUGAUCAGCAAGAUGAAGAGCGACGUCGGCAGCUGAGAGAGAGAGCUCGUCAGCUAAUAGCAGAAGCUCGAUCUGGAGUGAAGAUGUCAGAACUUCCCAGCUAUGGUGAAAUGGCUGCAGAAAAGUUGAAAGAAAGGUCAAAGGCAUCUGGAGAUGAAAAUGAUAAUCUUGAGAUAAAUACUAACGAGGAGAUUCCUGAAGGCUUUGUUUUAGGAGGUGGAGAUGAACUUACUAACUUAGAAAGUGACCUUGAUACUCCCGAACAAGACACUAAGUUGGCAGACUUGAAGCUGAAGAAACUCCUGGACACUCAGCCACAGGUGGCAAAUUCACUUUCCAGCACUACUCAGAAAGCUGUUAAUGAAAGUUCAGAGCAAGACAUUAAGAAUGGCACAGAGGAUCUCAGGACUGAGCGAUUACAAAAAGCAACAGAACGGUUUAGAAAUCCUGUUGUGUUCAGCAAGGAUGCUACAGUCAGAAAGACUCAACUUCAGUCUUUCAGUCAAUAUGUUGAGAAUAGACCAGAGAUGAAAAGGCAGAGAUCAAUACAGGAAGAUACAAAGAAAGGAAAUGAGGAGAAGGCAGCGAUAACUGAAACUCAGAGGAAGCCAUCAGAAGAUGAAGUGCUUAAUAAAGGGUUCAAAGACACCAGUCAGUAUGUUGUAGGAGAAUUGGCAGCACUAGAGAAUGAGCAAAAGCAAAUUGACACCCGUGCCGCGCUGGUGGAGAAGCGCCUUCGCUAUCUCAUGGACACAGGAAGGAACACAGAAGAAGAGGAAGCUAUGAUGCAGGAGUGGUUUAUGUUAGUUAAUAAGAAAAAUGCUUUAAUAAGAAGAAUGAACCAGCUCUCUCUCCUGGAAAAAGAACACGAUUUAGAACGAAGGUAUGAGCUGCUGAAUCGGGAAUUGCGGGCAAUGCUAGCCAUUGAAGACUGGCAGAAGACCGAGGCCCAGAAGCGACGCGAGCAACUCCUGCUGGAUGAACUGGUGGCCCUAGUGGACAAGCGCGACGCGCUCGUCAGGGACUUGGACGCGCAGGAGAAGCAGGCUGAAGAAGAAGAUGAACAUUUGGAGCGAACUCUGGAGCAAAACAAAGGCAAGAUGGCCAAGAAAGAAGAGAAAUGUGUCCUUCAGUAGAAACCGGACCAGACCAACAUUUUAUUAGCCUUGGGUUCCCCAGACCAUAAAAAAAAAAGUCAUUCUCGUUGAUUUAAAACUUUUAACAUUUUGUUUGACUGGAUUGUACUUCUUUACCACCACCACCCCUUUU